GGCCGGGGCGUUAUCAGCUGCGGGGAGGCAGACUGGAGCGGCGCGGGACGCGAGUGCUGGCGGCAUGAGCGCUCGCCUGCGGUCCUAGCUGCUGCGCCCGGGCUGACCGGGCUUCGCCGGGGUCAUGAAGCCCGACGCAGCGCGCGAGCCGGAGCCGCUGAUCCCCGGCCGGGGCGCCGAGCCCGAGGGGCGCUGGCGCGAGAGGGGCGAGGCGGACACGGAGCGACAGCGCACCCGCGAGCGCCAGGAGGCCACGCUGGCGGGGCUGGCGGAGCUGGGGUACCUGCGGCAACGCCAGGAGCUGCUGGUGCGCGGCGCGCUGCGCUGCUCCGGGACCUCGGCGACUAUCACGCCGCGCUCCGGGGAGCUGCGAGGGGACGCGGCGCAGCGCAGCCGUCUGGAGGAGAAGUUCCUGGAGGAGAACAUCUUGUUGCUGCGGAGGCAGUUGAACUGCUUGAGGAGAAGAGAUGCCGGUCUGCUGAAUCAGCUACAGGAACUUGACAAACAGAUAAGUGACCUGAGACUGGAUGUUGAAAAGACGUCCGAAGAGCAGCUGGAGACGGACAGCCGGCCUAGCUCAGGGUUUUAUGAGCUGAGUGAUGGGGCUUCGGGAUCCCUUUCCAAUUCCUCUAACUCCGUGUUCAGUGAGUGUUUGUCCAGUUGCCAUUCCAGCACCUGCUUCUGCAGCCCCUUGGAGGCAGCUUUGACUAUCUCAGAUGGUUGCCCCAAAUCUGCAGAUCUCAUAGGAUGGUUGGAAUGUAAAGGCGGCCACUGUGAAGACCAGGCCUCCGGGGCAAUUUGCAGUUCCCCCUCCACACCACUAUUUAAUUCCCUUGAUGUCAUUGCAGAUGUGAAUCCUAAAUACCAGUGUGAUCUGGUGUCUAAAAACGGGAAUGAUGUAUAUCGAUAUCCCAGUCCGCUUCAUGCCGUGGCUGUGCAGAGCCCAAUGUUUCUCCUUUGUCUGACGGGCAGCUCUCUGCGGGAAGAGGAGGGGCUGGGGAGCCACGCCAGUGACAUUUGCCUCGGAUCUGAACUGAACGCCCCCAAAGCGGAUAACUCCUUGCCAUCUCCGAGCGGUUUGUGGUCUUCCCAUCCUUCUUCAUCCAGUAAGAAAAUGGAUGGCUACAUUUUGAGCCUGGUCCAGAAAAAAACACACCCUGUAAGGACCAAUAAACCUAGAACGAGUGUGAAUGCUGACCCAACCAAAGGGCUUUUGAGGAAUGGAAGUGUGUGUGUCAGGGUCCCUGGUGUCGUCGUCCCACAAGGCAGUGGUGUGAACCUUAAGAAUAUGAAACAGAUGUGUUUGCCCUCUGGGGGAAUAGCCACUUUGGAAACUGGGCCGUUCUCCCCACCUAAGCAGAGGUCAAAAGACUCAAAGGCGGAGCCAUUGGAAAGCAAGAGGUUGGCUCUGCCGGAGGGCUGCUUGGCCAGCGCGGCCACGGAACCUCCAAGCAAGCAUCUGCCCAAAACCUCCAAGGCAGCCUCUCAAGAGCUCGCCAGGUGUCCUGCGGGGCUGGGGGAGUCCCCGAAGGAAAGUGGCCAGGUCUCAGCUGUCUCUCCUAAAGCCAGUCCCGGCAGAGGCCCCGUCGCCCCGGUAGAGAACAAAGCUCCGCAGCCCCAGAAGAAGAUGCCGCAGAAGGGCGGCCUCCAGGCUCUGCCCGCGGUGGAGCGGCCGCCCUUGGACUUCAAAAGCGAGGGCUCGUCUCAGAGCCUCGAAGAGGGGCAUCUGGUGAAGGCUCAGUUCAUCCCGGGGCAGCAGGCGGGCGCCAGGCCUCACCGCGCACACAGGAACCCGGGCGUCGCGAGGAGCGCCACCCUGAAGGCCCGCGGCCCCGCGGCCCCGGAGCACGGCCUGCCCACCGUUCGGGAGAAAACGCGGGCGGCGGGCAAGAAGUGCCGCUUCCCCGACGACUCGGAUACAAACAGGAAACUCAGGAAGGCCUCCUCCAAGGGCCGGCGCGGCGGGCCGCCUGACGCGGGCCUUCCCGGCAGGGCCCUGGGCGCUGGCGGCCAUCGGGCGGGCGGCAGGGCGCACGCGCACGGACGGGAGCCGGUGGUGGCCAAACCGAAGCACAAGCGAACCGACUACCGCCGGUGGAAGUCGUCGGCCGAGGUCUCCUACGAGGAGGCCCUGCGGCGGGCGCGGCGGGCCCGCAGGGAGCACGGGGGCGCCUACCCGGUGGCCGUGGCGCUGCCCUACCCCAGCCCCUACGCCUACGUGGCCAGCGACUCCGAGUACUCGGCCGAGUGCGAGUCGCUCUUCCACUCGACCGUGGUGGACACCAGCGAGGACGAGCAGAGCAACUACACCACCAACUGCUUCGGCGACAGCGAGUCCAGCGUGAGCGAGGGCGAGUUCGUGGGCGAGAGCACCACCACCAGCGACUCGGAGGAGAGCGGGGGUUUAAUCUGGUCCCAGUUCGUCCAGACUCUCCCACUUCAAACGGUCACCGCCCCGGACCUUCACACCUGCCCCACGAAAACCUUUGUCAAGAUCAAGGCGUCGCACAACCUCAAGAAGAAGAUCCUCCGCUUCCGGUCGGGCUCUUUGAAACUCAUGACGACCGUUUGAGUGGCUGAUGUAGACAGUGUUCCUCCUCCUGAUCCCCAUGUCUCUGGGGGGAAAAAAAGUGGUGUCUUAAUAUUUGUGUCAUAUUGAAAUGGGAUACUUACCUUUUGUUAGGAUAAGCCCACGAUAAAUUAUGUAUGGACGCUAGUGCCUUUGAUGGAAGGUGAAGGAUAUAUCGCUAGUUAGAAGUAAAUAGUAAGGUCUUAAUGGUGGUGAUAGUGAAAGAAUUUUGAUUAUCAACUUUUUUAUUUUUUUGGUUUAUAUUGUCCGAGCGUCUGCAAAAUACAGGUUUUUUGAUGUUCAGGUUUUAUUUGGAUGAGACCGUUUGUUUCCAAGGUCCGUGGAUGGAAUUUUUUAAGACAUGAACUUGCUCCUUGAUUCUUUAGGGCUGUGUCCCUGAAAGGGCUUUCCAGAUGAUGGGCAUUGCAUUGAAUUGUAUAGAGUACGUAGAAAAAAAAAUGGUCAUUGCUUUCGGUAAAUUUUUUUAAUACAGUCAACUCUUCUCA
Alexandromys fortis (reed vole) is the source of this 3075-nucleotide messenger RNA. It is a transcript of the gene Dact1, whose product is annotated as dishevelled binding antagonist of beta catenin 1. The transcript has 4 exons. The record is from RefSeq and is a predicted model, not a curated record. Gene Ontology annotation, cellular component: cytoplasm. Gene Ontology annotation, biological process: regulation of Wnt signaling pathway, planar cell polarity pathway; negative regulation of canonical Wnt signaling pathway; negative regulation of JNK cascade. NCBI's taxonomy places the organism in Eukaryota, Metazoa, Chordata, Mammalia, Rodentia, Cricetidae. Bases 125 to 2572 code for a protein of 815 amino acids.